CUGUGCCGUACUGCCCCGCUUAGCUGCUAAGAGGCCUCCUGGCAAGGCCUGCGCACAUCUGUUAUCAAGAUCUGCCUGCGUUGGUUUAAUGGAUGCGGAUCUGCGAAGCGUCGUUCUGGACCACCUCGAGCAGCGUGGUUCCAUCGACGACUCGGUGCAGCUGGCGAGCGAGCAGCAAGCAUGCGACCACAACAAGCUGGUUGGCGCACUCAAGUCGCUGCAGGCGCUCGAGAUGGUGGAAACCGAAGCCUUCGAGAAGAAGAGCUGGGUGCUCACUGAGGAGGCCGAGAGCUACGUCGCCAAGGGCACACCCGAGAAGCAGGUGUUCGACCAUGUCAAGGCGGCGGGUGACGAGGGCGUGACCCAGGCGGACCUGCAGGCCGCCCUGCGGGACGUGGCCAAGGUCGGCUUCGCCAAGGCCAUGCAGAACAAGUGGGUGGUGCUCAACAAGGAGACCAAGAGGGCCACGGCCAACGUGGGGGACAUCGAGGACGAGGGCAAGGAGCAGCUGCAGCUGGUGGCCAGAUGGGGCGGCAACGCUGCUGACCUGGCCGCACACCUCGACGACAAGAAGCUGCAGGUGCACACACAUCACACCACAGCUAUGCACAGUGCACAGAAUGGCCAUGUGGGGCGGUGCGGGGCAUGUGAGUGUCUGUGUUUGUGUGUGGCUUGUCCGUCAGGAUCUUAAGAAACGGAAGUUGGUGUCACAGGCGUCUGUGACGGCCUAUGCGGUUCGGAAAGGUCCUCAGUUUUCGACGACGAUAGCCAAGAAGGAGGCCGACCUGACGCAGGAGAUGAUCCUCAAAGGCACAUGGAACAACACGGGUACGCCACGCCCAUGGACGGGAGAUAAUGGGUUGUGGGGUGGGUGUGAAGUCGGCAAAUGCGAUGGAUGGAUGGAUGGAUGUCCUCCUGUGUGUGUGUGUGUGUGUGUGUGCAUCAGAGUUCAAAGAGUACAAUUUCUUUGCUGCUGGGAAGGAUUUGGGCGGCGGUCACCUGCACCCAUUGCUCAAAGUGCGGGCGGAGUUCAGGCAAAUACUGCUGCUCAUGGGAUUCGAGGCAAGCCCACACACACACCCACACCACACACACGAUUUGAUGCGAUUCGACGGACGCCGAUUCACCCGCCCGCCGUCCAUGUGUGAAUGGUUUGGUGCAGGAGAUGCCGACCAACAACUGGGUUGAGUCAUCGUUUUGGAACUUCGAUGCGCUCUUCCAGCCGCAGCAGCACCCUGCGAGAGACGCACACGACACCUUCUUCCUCACAGUGAGCACAUCACAACUGACACCACACACACACACACUCUCAUGAAUGGAUGGAUGGAUGGAUGGAUGACGACCGACCACUGCUGAUCCCCCCCCCUCUCUCCUUCCCUGUGCGUGCGUGUCAGCAUCCCCAAUCUGCGGACCGUUCGAAGAUUGACGGCAGCUAUUUUGAGAGCGUCAAGAGGAUGCACGAAGAGGGCGGUGAGGGGUCCAUCGGAUGGCGAUAUGAAUGGUCGGUGGGCAUCAAUCACACCACACACAUAUAUAUGUGGGAGGGGACCGACAGUCGGCCGUUCCGUUGGAUGUGGUGUUGUGUGAUGGCGUGCGUCAGGUCAGAGGAGGAGAGCCUGAAGAACGUGCUGCGCACACACACGACGGCCGUGUCGAGCCAAAUGCUGUAUCGGCUGGGGCAGCAGUACCAGAAGGUAUGGCCAAGAGUGAGACAGACUGUCUACACCUGUCUGGCUGUCUGGCUGCAUGAGCUGUGUGGCUGUGUGCGUGCGUGUGUGUGCAGGACCGCGUGUUCACUCCCAAGAAGUACUUUUCGAUCGACCGUGUGUUCCGCAACGAGACGCUCGACGCGACACACCUGGCCGAGUUCCACCAGGUAGGUACACACGCACACACACAGAGAGAGAGAGCAGGUGGAGAUGGAGGGGCUGGCUCACGGACGGAUCGGUGUUGUGUUGUGUCGUUGGGCGCGGCGCUGUGUGUGGUUCAUUCAGGUGGAGGGUGUGGUGGCCGACAAAAACCUGAACCUGGGCCACCUGAUCGGCAUCUUCAAGGAGUUCUUCAGACGGAUAGGAAUCACAAACCUCAGGUAAGUAACUGAAGCAGAGCAGGGCGCGGUGCAGAAACAAACACCGCUGGGUCCUCGUGCAUUCCCUCGCCCAUUGUCCGUGUGUCGUGUCCGUGUGUGUGUGUGUGUGUUUAUAGGUUCAAGCCAGCGUACAAUCCCUACACCGAGCCGUCGAUGGAGAUCUUCGGAUUCCACCCGCUGCUCAACAAGUGAGUGAUGACCGUGAUGAGAUGACCACCUCCUCCCCCACACACAUGCACUGCACUGCACACGCACGCGCGCACAAGUCAGUCCGGGAGGGACAUGUGUGUGUGUGUGGUGUCUGUGUUGGUCUGUCUAAUCAGGUGGGUCGAGGUGGGCAAUUCGGGCAUCUUCCGGCCCGAGAUGCUGCUGCCCAUGGGCCUGCCGCCCGAUGUGCAGGUCAUUGCAUGGGGACUCAGCCUCGAGAGGUACAAGAACCUCACAAAUGCAAUGCCCCGCACGUGUGUAUGCGUGUGUAUGUGUGUGGUCACUUCCUUGGUGCCUCAGGCCUACGAUGAUUCAGUACAACGUGGCCAACAUCCGGGAUUUGUUUGGCCAUAAGGUCGACCUUGCGAAGCUGAAGACCAACCCCGUCUGCUGGCUGGGCAACUCACAAGAACAGACAUAGCCACACGCCAAGCCCAUCCAAGCCAGCCGAGAGAGAGGCGAUGUUUAUCAACACUGCAAAUGCUGUCAGUGGAGAGAGACGGACGGUUGACAAUGUUCAUGUGGUUCCCCGGGCGGAAUGGAUGGACAGAUCUCCCAGAUGCCUAAAGCGGCAGCAUAGGCAUAGGCAUGCGCACGGCCUGUCCAGCUGUAUUCCCGUUUGCUGGGAGUGCCUUGACCGAAUUAAAG
Molecule: messenger RNA, 2944 nt
Organism: Vitrella brassicaformis
Lineage: Eukaryota; Vitrellaceae
Source: the annotation of a GenBank genome assembly